This is a messenger RNA of Diospyros lotus (date-plum), 617 nucleotides long. RefSeq lists its product as uncharacterized. Bases 54 to 617 code for a protein of 187 amino acids. NCBI's taxonomy places the organism in Eukaryota, Viridiplantae, Streptophyta, Magnoliopsida, Ericales, Ebenaceae. The record is from RefSeq and is a predicted model, not a curated record. The transcript is spliced from 2 exons.
AUCUCAUAAUUUGUAAUUUUCCCUCUCUGCAACCCCCAUAAUCUAACCUGCCGAUGGCCAAAACCGUAAGCUUGAAGCUUCUAGUAGACACCACCACAGAUAAGGUGGUGUUCGCGGAGGCUGGAAAGGACUUCGUCGACUUCCUGUUUGGCCUCUUGCAGCUACCGCUCGGCGGCAUUCUGGCCGCCCUCCGCGGCCAGGCUGUUUCUGGGUCUACCAUGAAAAUCUACCAGAGCGUCCAGAACCUUGCCGACGAGUAUUUACUGCCAAACCAGAGGAAGGACUCUCUCUUGCGGCCGGCGACAGCCACUUCAAACACCGAGCCGUCGCCGCUAUUGAAGGCGCUGCCUUUCUCUUUUCAGGGAAGUAGCAGCAGCUACUCCUCUUAUGAUAGAUCUAAAAAUGAGGUGCAAGGGUACGUCAAAAGCGCAGUGGUUUACACGGUGGCGGAUGAUCUGACGGUGGAGCCCCUGUCCACUGUGUCCAGUGUUGCUCUUCUCAACUCGCUUAAGGUCAAAGACAUCGGCUUCCUCCAGGAGAAGAUCGUUGAGGGAUUGAAGCUGUUGAAAGCCUCUUUGGAGUCUACCACAGUUCUCACAGAUGUGUUCCUGCGAUGA